AUGAGAGGGCCGGAGCCAGGUCCCAAACCUACGAUGGAGGGGGACGUGCUGGACACACUAGACGUGCUAGGGUAUAAGGGACCACUGUUAGAAGAGCAAGCCCUUAUGAAGGCAGCAGAGGGUGGACUAUCUUCACCUGAAUUUUCAGAGCUCUGUGUUUGGUUAGGCUCUCAAAUAAAAUCAUUGUGCAACUUGGAAGAAAGUAUCACUUCAGCUGGAAGAAAUGAUCUAGAAAGCUUCCAGCUUGAGAUAAGUGGCUUUUUAAAAGAAAUGGAGUGUCCAUAUUCUGUACUCAUAUCAGGAGAUAUUAAAGACCAUUUAAAAAAGAAGGAUGACUGUCUGAAACUUCUAUUAUUUUUAAGUACAGAGCUUCAAGCUUUACAGAUAUUACAGAACAAGAAACGUAAAAAUUCUCAAUUAGAUAAAAAUAGUGAAAUUUGUCAGGAAGUUCAAGCUAUCUGUGAUACCCUUGGUGUUCCCAAGUCAACAACUUCUGACAUUCCGCUUAUGCUAAGCCAAGUGGAGUCAAAGGCGAAAGAUAUUCUUUCAAAAGUCCAGAAAAAUCAUGUGGGAAAACGACUGCUGAAAAUUGAUUUAAAUCUGCAGCAGGCGGAACAACUGGAGAGAAUCAAUGAUGCUCUUUCCUGUGAAUAUGAGUGCCACCGGCGAAUGCUGAUGAAACAAUUAAAUGUAACAGUGCAGUCUUUUGGAUGGUCUGAUAAAGCAAAGGUAAAAACAGAUGACAUAGCAAGAAUUUACCAGCCUAAGCGUUAUGCUUUGUCACCCAAGACAACAAUAACCUUGGCACAUCUACUUGCUGCCCGUGAAGAUCUGUCCAAAAUCAUCAGGACAAGUAGUGGCUCCAGCCAGGAGAAGACAGCAUGUGCCAUUAAUAAGGUGCUGAUGGGAAGGGUGCCUGACAGGGGAGGACAGCCAAAUGAAAUUGAACCACCACCUCCUGAAAUGCCCCCUUGGCAAAAGAGACAAGAAGGCAGCAGAAGGGGUGGUUGGGGUGGUGGAGGUGGAGGUGGUGGUAGAGGAGGUGGUGAGAGUGGAAGAGGUGGUUGGGGAGGGGAAGGAGGUUGGGGAGGUGGUGGAGGAGGAGGGUGGAGUGGAGAUGGAGGAGGGGGUGGUAGAGGAGGAGGUUUCCAAGGCAGGGGAGAUUAUUGUGGGAGGGGAGAUUAUGGAGGAAGAGGGGGCUAUGGAGGAAGAGGGGGCUAUGGAGGAAGAGGUUAUGGAGAUCCAUAUGGAGGAGGUGGUGAUGGGUAUAGAAGAUAUUAA
Molecule: messenger RNA, 1281 nt
Organism: Hippopotamus amphibius kiboko
Lineage: Eukaryota; Metazoa; Chordata; Mammalia; Artiodactyla; Hippopotamidae
Product: protein FAM98B-like
Exons: 1
Coding region: 1-1281 (426 amino acids)
Cellular component (GO): tRNA-splicing ligase complex
Source: RefSeq, a predicted model, not a curated record